This is a messenger RNA of Colletotrichum higginsianum IMI 349063, 2613 nucleotides long. RefSeq names its product Glycosyl hydrolase family 2. Gene Ontology annotation, biological process: glycoprotein catabolic process; carbohydrate metabolic process. The transcript is spliced from 3 exons. NCBI's taxonomy places the organism in Eukaryota, Fungi, Ascomycota, Sordariomycetes, Glomerellales, Glomerellaceae. Bases 1 to 2613 code for a protein of 870 amino acids. Gene Ontology annotation, molecular function: beta-mannosidase activity. The record is from RefSeq and is a predicted model, not a curated record.
AUGGCUCUCCUCCGGCAUGAGCUCAGCAGCGGCUGGACAUUUAAACAAGAGGACGAUACCUCCGAGAACUCGUGGCUCCCCGUGCCCAAAAUCCCCAGCCAAGUCCACGUGGACCUCCUGGCCAACGACAAGAUACCCGACCCGUUUCUUGACAUGAACGAGCUCGCCGUGCAAUGGGUCGCGGAAAAGACUUGGGUCUACCGCGCGUCCUUCGCAACGCCGGCGGGUUUCUCGGACGCCCCCGGCAGCGUGACGGACCUCGUCUUCGAGGGCCUGGAUACUUUCGCCAAGGUCACCCUCAACGGGACCGAGAUCCUCAGGUCGGACAACAUGUUCCUCUCGCACCGCGUCGGGGUCUCUAGGCUCCUGAAGCGUGGCGGCGGCGGCGAGAACGUCCUGGAGAUCGUCUUCGAUUCAGCGCUGCUCCGUGGCAGGCAGCUCCUAGAGGAGCACGCGCACGAGCACCGGUUCAUCGCACGGCAGACGGAGCCGGGUCGGAUUCCCGUGCGCAAGGCGCAGUACCACUGGGGCUGGGACUGGGGCCCAAUUUUGGUCACGGCCGGCGUCUGGAAGCCUGUGUUUCUGGAGCACUACGUGGCUCGUCUGGAGGAUGUCUGGGUAAGGAGCGAGGUUGGUGCGGAUCUGAAGUCGGCGUCCGGCCAGGUCAUUGUCAAGACUGCGGGCUCCGGCUCGGCGAAGGUAUCCGUGAAGUUCGCCCUCGACGACGAAGUCGUCUUCGAAAGGGACCUAGACGUGGCAGAGGACGGAACAGCUCAGACAGACUUCUGUCUCGAGAACCCCCAGCUCUGGUACCCCCUGAACACCGGCCCCCAGACCCUCUACACCAUCACGGCCACCCUUCACGACCUUUCUGGCACGCCCCUCGCCUCGCAGACCAAAAGGACGGGGUUCCGCCGCGCCGAGCUUAUCCAAGAACCUGACUCUCUCGGAAAGUCCUUCUACUUCCGCAUCAACAAUGUCGACGUCUUCGCCGGUGGCUCCUGCUGGAUCCCGGCCGACAGCUUCCACGCCUCCAUCGAGGCCGCGCGCUACCGCGCCUGGGCGGGGCUUAUGGCCGCCUCGAACCAGAACAUGCUGCGCGUCUGGGGCGGCGGCGUGUACGAGGCCGACGCGCUCAUGGACGCGUGCGACGAGCUGGGCGUCAUGGUGUGGCACGACUUCUGCUUCGCCUGCGGCAGCUACCCGGCGUACCCUUCGUUCCUGGCGAGCGUCGAGCAGGAGGCGCGGCAGAACCUGAGGCGGCUGAGGGGGCACCCGAGCAUCGUCAUCUGGGCGGGCAACAACGAGGACUACCAGGUGCAGGAGAGGUAUCAGCUCGAGUACAGGUUCGACGAGGACAAGGACCCGCAGUCGUGGCUCGGGUCGAGCUUCCCAGCGAGGUAUCUGUACGAGUAUCUGCUGCCAAAGAUCGUCGAGGAGGAGAGCCCGCACACGGUGUACCACCCGAGUAGCCCCUGGGGCGAUGGGAAGCCCACGGCUGACCCGACAGUCGGCGAUAUCCACCAGUGGAACAUCUGGCACGGCGCCAUGAACAAAUACCAAGACGCCCACCUCCUGACCGGCCGCUUCGUCUCCGAAUUCGGCAUGGAGGGCUACCCGCACCUCUCCACGACGACCGCCAUGCUCACUAGCCCGUCCCAGCAUCGGCCCGGCUCCAUGACCCUCGACUUCCGCAACAAGGCCUACGACCACGAGCGCCGCAUGAUAACCUACAUCGCCGAGAACCUCCCUAUCGCCUACGACCUGCCCCGCUUCACCCACCUCACCCAGCUGAUGCAGGCCGAGGCCAUGUCCUUCACCUAUAAGGCCUGGCGCCGCGACUGGGGUAGCGGCACAGGCACCAGGGGUUGCGGCGGCGCGCUGGUGUGGCAGCUCAACGACUGCUGGCCGACGGUGAGCUGGGCCGUCGUGGACUACUGGCUCGUGCCGAAGCCGGCUUUCUACGCCAUCGCGAGGGCGCUGAGGACGCUCGACGUCGGUGUGCGGCGGCGCGUCGACGAGUGGACAAAGUGCCACGCGGACCCGACGCUCGGGGCCGGGCCCGCCGCCGAGUUUGAGGUCUGGGUCGCGAGCGGGCGCGCGGACGCCGUCGAGGGAGACCUGGUGGUGCGGUUCAUCUCCAUCGGGACGGGGAGGGAGGUGAAGCGGCGGAUCGAGAAGAGGGUCGUGGCGGGGGCGAACGCGACGACGGACGUCGUGGAGAAGCAGGCCGUCGGCGACUCUGUGGGGAGGGACACGAGCGUGCCGUUCCGUCCGGAGGAGGACGACCCGUUUGUCAUCCACGCGACGCUCGCCGUGGACGGGGCGGUCGUGGCCGAGGACACGACGUGGCCGCAGCCGCUGAAGUAUCUCGAGUUCUCGGACCGCGGGGUGAGGGUACGCUCUGCGGGAGAGGGCCGAUUGGUCGUCUCUGCGGAGAAGCCGGUGAAGGGGUUCGUCAUCCAGGAGGAGCGGGGGAUGAAGCUGAGCGACAACGGGUUCGACGUCGUGCCGGGCGAGGAGAGGGUCGUGCGUGUGGAGGGCAUCGAUGUCGAGAAGCUGAGGUGGACGUAUCUGGGGGCACCGGAGGCGUCGCUGGGGCUGUAUAGCUAG